Molecule: messenger RNA, 1368 nt
Organism: Lentinula edodes (shiitake mushroom)
Lineage: Eukaryota; Fungi; Basidiomycota; Agaricomycetes; Agaricales; Omphalotaceae
Product: allantoinase
Exons: 6
Coding region: 1-1368 (455 amino acids)
Biological process (GO): purine nucleobase catabolic process; allantoin catabolic process
Cellular component (GO): cytoplasm
Molecular function (GO): cobalt ion binding; allantoinase activity; zinc ion binding
Source: RefSeq, a predicted model, not a curated record
AUGACCAUCAUCAUCUGCAGAGGAUCCCAAGUCUUGCUGCCGGACAGUGAUUCCCUUCAGCCAGCGACCAUCAUCAUCGAAGGUGAUUCCGGAAAGAUCGUUGAAGUUCAUCGACGACUAUUGUCAGACGAAUUGUUACCAUCCCAUGUGCAGCUGAUAGAUGCUGGGCCGAAUGUCAUUCUCCCUGGCUUAGUGGAUGCCCACGUUCAUCUCAAUGAACCCGGAAGAACUGACUGGGAGGGUUUCUAUACCGGAACUAAAGCUGCGGCUUCGGGCGGUGUUACAACCGUCGUGGAUAUGCCACUCAAUUCUAUUCCGCCGACGGUCUCUGUAGGGAAUCUCUCAGUGAAACGGGCCUCUGCCCAUGGCCAAUGUUUCACGGACGUCGCGUUCUGGGGCGGUGUUAUCCCAGGAAAUCAAAGUCACCUCAAGGCACUAGUAGAGGCUGGUGUCAAAGGCUUCAAAUGUUUUCUUAUCGAAAGCGGAGUAGAUGAGUUCCCUUGCGUCGAUGAGGAAGAUUUGAACGAAGCUAUGAGCUCGCUACAGAAUGAGCCUACUACUUUACUUUUCCAUGCUGAAUUAGACAACACACCUCCUUCCAAAAACGAAGAGUCAGAUCCCACUUCGUAUUCUACUUUUCUUCAUUCAAGACCUGAUGCUUUCGAGAUCAACGCCAUAUCGCUUAUAACGCGCUUACAGACGAAGUAUCCUAACCUACCUUGCCACAUUGUGCAUCUAAGCUCAUCGAAAGCGCUCCCUCUGAUUCGGGACGCAAAAGCUGCAGGAUUGAAACUGAGUGUCGAAACUUGUUUUCACUAUCUUUGCCUUUCUGCGGAAAACAUUCCUCGGGGACAAACGAUCGCGAAAUGUUGUCCCCCCAUCCGCGAAGCCAGCAACAGGGAACUACUGUGGGAUGCGCUCAAGGACGGUACCAUAGAUUUUGUUGUGUCUGAUCAUAGUCCUUGCACAACGGAAUUGAAAAAGAUCGAUGAAGGGGACGUCAUGGGUGCAUGGGGAGGUAUCAGCACCCUGGGACUUGGACUGAGCCUUUUGUGGACGGAAGGAAGUCAGCGAGGAAUAUCUCUUGCUCAAAUCAUUGACUGGACAAGUGUAAAGACGGCGAAACAUGCGGGACUAUCCGAACGAAAGGGAAAACUUCAAACUGGAUAUGAUGCAGACUUGGUCAUUUGGGAUCCUGAUGCCGAAUUUGCUGUGACACAGGAAUCCUUAAAUUUCAAGAACAAAGUCUCUCCUUAUGUGGGCCUCAAACUCCGCGGCCGGGUGGAAAAGACGUUUAUUCGAGGGUCUAUCGUUUAUGAUCGUAUCAGUGGCUUCGAUGGACUUAACCCAAGCGGAGAGUUACUGUAA